AUGUCAUUUGCACCAAAAGACACUCAUAUUGCUCAAGUACAAUUCGCACUUGAACGAGGAGUUCCUGCUUUAAUUGGCAUUCUUGCUUCGAUUCGGUUACCUUACCCUUCUAGAGCUUUUGAUAUGGCACAUUGUUCUCGUUGCCUCAUCCCAUGGGGACAGUACGAUGGCUUGUAUUUAAUAGAAGUUGAUAGAGUUUUACGUCUAGGAGGAUAUUGGAUCCUCUCGGGCCCACCUAUCAACUGGGAAAGGCAUUGGAAGGGUUGGGACAAAACAGCGGAACAAUUCAAAGGAGAACAAGAUGUGAUUGAAAGCGUGGCGAAAAGCCUAUGUUGGAAAAAGCUAAUUCAAAAAGGACGAUAUUGCCAUUUGGCAAAAGCCUACGAAUCAUGCUCAUGGCAAAAUCAAUCGUAUACGAAGUUGGAGACAUGUUUAACUCCACUACCGGAUGUCUCCAAUAUCAGAGAGACAUCCGGUGGUGGGCCAGUGGCAAAAUGGCCACAAAGAUUAACGUCAACCCCACCAAGAAUCAUUUCUGGUAGUGUUGGAGAAAUUACAGAAGAGGUUUACAUAAACGAUACAAAUCUUUGGAGGACAAGGUUAUCAUAUUACAAGACACCAGAUCAACAACUAGCAGAGAAGGGGCGGUGCGAGGCGAUGUCUACUUAUCCAAGAACAUAUGAUUUCAUUCAUGCUGAUGCGAUUUUUAGCUUAUAUAAAGACAGGUGUGAAAUGGAAGAUAUAUUGUUGGAAAUGGACAGGAUUUUACGACCACAAGGAAGUGUAAUAAUACGUGAUGAUGUUGACUUUUUGGUCAAUGCAAAGACGAUUGCUGAUGAACUCAAAUGGGAAACAAGAUUGGUUGAUCAUGAAGAAGGGCCGCUUGUGAGGGAGAAACUACUCAUUGCUACAAAGCAAUAUUGGACAGCUCCGGCCCCUACCCAAAAUCAAUAA
This is a messenger RNA of Lactuca virosa, 954 nucleotides long. NCBI's taxonomy places the organism in Eukaryota, Viridiplantae, Streptophyta, Magnoliopsida, Asterales, Asteraceae. The record is from the annotation of a GenBank genome assembly.